Geodia barretti is the source of this 7680-nucleotide messenger RNA. The record is from the annotation of a GenBank genome assembly. Lineage: Eukaryota; Metazoa; Porifera; Demospongiae; Tetractinellida; Geodiidae.
AUGGCUUGCCGACCUUGCUAGUGUAGUGGAGACGGUAUUUCGAGGUCUCUGCGCUCCCCGGGAACGAGACAGUACCACAGAGGCGAAGCUCGAACCUCAGAACAGACGCUUUCGGUAGACGACAGCUGGUCUGUGGGGAACGGUAGUCUCCCUGGCCGUCCCCACCAACACAACCAAGUUGGUGCGGGGCUACACCACGUCGAGUCGAGCACGACCGACUCCGGUGUCUCCAACCCCAGUUGCGUGACGUCCGACAGCGUUCCUCCGUUGGUGACCGCGGAGGAAGAUCUCCUGGCCACGGCCGAGCUUCGCCUGGUCUGAGGAGGUGGAACAGGCUCUGGGAGACUUGAACAAAGGUUUGUGUGAGAGAGCACGCCGAUGUCAUCGGUGUCUGCUGUGACGAGAAAGAGGGAGGGUGAUGGCUUUUAUGAUACUGAAAAAGAAGAGUUGGAGAAAAAGGAUGUAUAUCGCUGGAUGGAGUCUCAGACAAGGACAAGGGGAAGGACGGAGCUCCAGUGGUGACGACACCACACUCCUCCCUGCCUCCUUCCCUCGACACCACAGUCCCUCAAAAAAUUCCCCCCGCCACCAGUGAGAGGAUGAGGUAGCCCCGGACGCCGUCUCCCUGCAGGGAGCUCCACGGAGGUCCAGUCUGGGUGUCGCGGCUGGACUUGCACCCAAAGGCUUCCGGGCAGUCUUCAGCAGGACAGGAUAAGAACAAGCUGUCAUAUGUUGGGUCAGUGGAUGCCAGGUCUCAGGGGAUGCUGGCUGCCUCCUCUACCACGGGACUCAUCCUCCAGGGAAGACCUCGAACUCUUCCGGCUAAAUCGGCUGCCGAAGUGAAAAGACACCAGAAACUCUACGAAGAGAUGGUGGCUGGUGCUCGCAGAAAAGAGCUCCAGAAGGCAAAAGAGACAAUAGAGAAAGAGAAACAAAGGAGACAGAGAGACAAGAUGGUGACCGACUCGCUGCUGGUUUGGCAGAAGGUGCUGCCCAACUGGGAGAACAUGAAGAGCAGUAAGAGAGUGAGAGACCUGUGGUGGUUGGGCCUGCCUCCCGGAAUCCGAGGGGAAGUUUGGAAACGAACUAUUGGGAACGACCUCAACAUAUCACCCGAACUCUACCAGAUCUCUCUGAGUAGGUGUCGAGAGCGUCUGGCAGCAGUGCAGAGUCGGUCAAGGGCCGACUCGUCAGGGUCUCUGAGAGGGAUCAACAGAGAGCAGAGUGUGGAGGUCAUCCAUCUCGACGUGUUGAGAACCUUCCCCACCCUUGGCUUCUUUCAAGAGGGUGGCCCCUAUAAUCAGAUGCUGCACGACGUCCUCGGAGCGUACGCCUGCUACCGACCUGACGUGGGCUACGUGCAGGGAAUGUCGUUCCUGGCCGCCGUCCUCUUGCUCAACAUGGAUGCGAGCGACGCCUUCUCGUGUUUCGCCAACCUCCUCAACCGCAGCUCCUACCUGGCCUUCUUCCGAGUGGACCACGGCCUCAUGAGGCCCUACUUCUCGGCCUUCACCUCCCUCCUCCAGGAACACCUACCUCGACUCCACGAACACUUCACGAGGCUAGAGUUCUCUCCCGAGUACUACCUCAUUGAGUGGAUAUUUACGAUGUACACUCGCACCUUUCCUCUGGAUGUGGCCUGCAGAGUGUGGGAUCUGUUUUGUAGAGACGGCGACUGUUUUCUCUUCAGAACAGCUCUUGGUGUUUUGAGGUUGUUCCAGAACGAAGUAAUGGAGAGACACACAAUUGAAGAGGUGGGUCAGUUCCUCGGCCACCUCCCAGACUUUGUAGAUGGCGACACGCUCUUCCAGAACAUAUCAACCAUCAAUCUCACAGCAAAGAGAUUCUCCCAGUGCCUCCAGCAGCACUCCUCAAGCAGCAGCAGCUGACACACAGCUCUCUCAGCUUGUAGCCCGGUGCUGUUUCUGUUGUCGUAUGUAUGCUCCAUGUUGUGUUUUAUCAUGUGACUUGUUCUCUCUCUCUUUCGUUCCCCUGCUCUUCUUCAUCGUCUGUUGCAUCAAGACCGUCUUUUGUAUUAUGAUUGAUUUCCUCCCAUACAAUCGACAUAAGGAUUGCGCAUGCGCUUUGGGAACCAAGCGUGUACGUACGUACGUACGUGUAUGCGCGCGUAUGUGUGUUCGCGUGUGUACGGGAAAACGAAGAUUGGAAGCAGCUGAGGCUAGGCGGAGAGCUCUGCAGGCAGGAUGUCUUCCAUUGACAAACUCCUCAUCCAAGGGAUACGCAGUUUCGGUCCUGGGGAUUCGGAGAAGGCAGUCAUUCAGUUUGGCACGCCUCUCACACUCAUAACUGGCCAGAACGGCGCCGGGAAAACGACAGUAAUAGAGUGCCUGAAAUACGCCACUACUGGGGAUCAGCCACCCAACACGAAAGGUGGAGCAUUUGUACACGAUCCAAAGUUGGUUGGGGAGAGAGAUGUGCGUGCAGUGGUGAAGCUGAGAUUCAGGGACAUCGGCGGACACAUGGUCACUUGCCACAGAAUGCUCCAGGCCCUCCAGAAGCCAACCAAGAUAGAGGUGAAGACUGUGGAUACUUCUCUUGAAAAGAUAGGGAGAGAUGGUCAGAAGAUGAAGCUCACAGCUCGCAUUGGAGAAGUAGACCGGGAGAUGAUCAACCAUUUAGGUGUCUCGAAGGCCAUCCUCACUCACGUCAUAUUCUGCCACCAGGAGGACUCCACGUGGUCUGUUCUGCUCCUCCACUGCUCCUCCUACACCUAGCACACUGUGUGUGUGUGUAUUACACUACAUGCAGGCCUCUCAGUGAAGGCAAGGCUCUGAAGCUAAAGUUUGACGAGAUAUUUGCCUCCACGCGAUACUCAAAGGCACUCGACGCCAUCCAUAAACUGCAGAGGGAAAAGAGUGCAGAGUGUAAGGGGUAUGCCACUGAACUGGACUAUCUCAAGAAGCACAAGCUCAAGGCUGAAGAACUGGAAGGUGAACUGAUGGACAUGCAGAGAAAAGUCGAGACUUCGAAAGCAGAGAUCCAGAGAAUAACCAGCGAACUAAGACCACUUGAGGAGAGGAAGCAGGAGAUGAAUGAAAUGUAUGGCGAGGCCGACUCCAUGAAGACCAGGAUUGCUGAGCUUGAGAGCAGCAAGAGGGAGCUGGACAGGAGUCUCGCAGACCUUCGCAGGAAGAUCAGCCAGCCAUUCACCGGUAGUCGUGAGGAGCUGCAGAGACUGAGAGAUGACCACCACUCCCAGCUGGAGAGAAACAAACAGGACUUGGCGCACGUGGAGAGGCAGUGUAAGGAUGCGAGUGAGGAGAGCAGCGGAAUUGAACAGCAGCUCAGCCAGCUCUACCACGAACAGGGCAGGAAAGAAAUGAACCACAAAAACCAUCUGCAGCUGGUAGAGAAACGUGACGGGGAGCUGCUGUCUCUAGCGACGCAGCUGGGAAUGGAGAGAUUCAAAGACGCAGCCCCCUUCUCUAGCGAGACCGUCAGAAGGUUUCUGAGCGAGACUGGCAAGAGAGUGAAGGGAGAGGAGGAGAAAGGUCGACAGGAAAAGCUCCGGUUUGCUCAGAAGGAGGAUGAGCUGCAGAAAGAGAUCAACGAUCUGCGGACUAACCUGGCACAGAUUGACCAGUCCCUCAAGAUGAGGGAGAGGACGGUGGCCGAGAACAGGGAGAAGAUGGCCGCCAUCGAGAGGAAGCUGGCCAGUCUCGGCAGCGGGGGCAGCGCACUGGAGGGCCUUCAGAAGGAGCUUUCCUCAACAGAGCGUGAGCUGGAGGAGGUGAAGUCGCAGACAGACAUCACACAGAUGGACGAGGCGCUGGAGGUUCUGCGGAGCGAGAAGAGGAAGGUGGAGGUGAUUAUGUCUCGACUGCAGCAGGAGCUCUCCGUAAUCAGCCGGCAGUCCAGCAGUCGCGGGGCUCUCGAGGCCCUGCGGAGAGACAAACGUGCCAAGGAGGAGCGCUACCAGACCGAGAUGUGCAGUAUGGAGGCUGAGCUGUUGACCGUCCUCGGUCACAUUCCGGCUCCAGAUGACCGGGACGUGCCCACUCAACUGGAGAACAUUGAGAGGACCAAGAACAGGGAGCUGCAGAGUAGCCAGGAGCAGUUUCAGAAGGGAAGGUUUGGGCUCUCCCGACUCCAGACUCAACUGGAGGAGACAGAGAAUCAACUGAAGGCAAAAAAGAGAAGAGUAGAAGCCCUGCAGGGAGAAGUGGCUGGGGAGUGUGGGGAGGAUGGAGCCGUGUACGACCAGGUCAUGGAGAAAUUGAGGCAGGACAUUGAGACCAACUUCGAUGACAUGAGUGCGGUGAAGGGCUCGCUCCCGUUCUUCAGAAAGUCUCUGGAGAAGAUUCACUCGACUCGCAAGUGCCCUCUCUGUACCAGGGGCUUCAGCGAUCACGCCGGCUUCGAGAAGACUGUCAAGUCGAUCACCGACAGACUCAACAACACUGUCCCUCGUCUCCUCCCGACUCUGGAGGGCAAACAGCAUCAGUUGCAGGAGAAACAGAAGACGCUGCAGGAACUGAAGCCCAAGAUCGAAGAGUUGGCCCAGCUUCGGGACAGAGAGAUUCCUCGUCUCGACGCAGCCAAGGGUCAGAAGGAGGCAGAGAUCGUGAAACUGAAAACAGAACUGAACGCAAUGGAGGAGAAGGUGACGGGGCUCCGUACCAACUUAGAGCAGAUUCGAGGGCUCUUGCCGCGGGUGUCCCGGACCUCGCAGCUCUGCCGGGACCUGGAGGAGCUGGACGCCAAGAUCGGGAGCGAAGAGAGCCAGCUCAGCGGCAGUGACUCGUCGCGGAGUCACGUCAUCGUCAGCAGAGAGCUGCGGGACGUUCAGUUGAAGAUCGAGGAUCUGGACAGGAAGAUGGACCACAAGAGGCAGCAGAUCCAGUCUGGUGUGCAGGAGAUCCGACAGUUGGAGCAGCGAGUCAACCAACUCAGAGAUGAGAAGUUGAGGCUUCAGGAGAGACUGCAGGAGAAGCAGGGGCUUCUCACCAAGAAGGAAGACCUUGCAGCCAUCAUCCAAAAAGAAGAGAGGGAUAUAAAGAUGUCAGCCCAGCGCCACGGACCGGUGGAGGAGAAGCUGCGGAGGAAGGAGGAGGAGAAGAGAGAGCUGUGUCAGGCUCGGGACGAAGCCGAGGCAGUAAGCAAAGCAGAGGUGGACAGCCUCAGAUCCAGCGUGGAUGCCAUUGGCUUAACCACUCAGCAGAUCAGCAGGUAUGAGAGUGAAGGAGGAGAGACAGGUCUUCGACAGCUCAACGGUCGUAUCAACUCCAUCAAGAGAGAGGCCGAGGGGAAGACGAGGGAGAGGAAGGAGCUUGAGGACAAGAUUAAGAAACUGCAGAAAGAAGUUGCCAAUGUUGAGCUGCAAGAGAGGGAGUGGGAGGACCAGCUGCAGCUGAUGAGAGUGGCGGCCGACGUAGCCAGGAAGGAGAGAGACGCCCAGAAACUGAGAGAGAAGAUGAGAGAAAUGGGUCUCCACAGAUACGAUGAGGAAUACUCCAAACUGCAGCAAGAACAGGAGAAAAUGACGAGAGAGAGGGCCCGUAUGGAGGGAGGGAGUCUGGGGCACGAGGAGAGGGUGAGAGGGCUCCAGAGAGAGCUCAAGGGAGACAUGUACAGAGACGCUGAACGCAAACACAAAGACAUGCUCAUCAGUCUCAGAACUACAGAGAUGGCUGCUAAAGAUCUGGAGAAGUACUAUAAAGUUCUUGAUAGAGCCAUAAUGAGGUUUCACAAGCUGAAGAUGGAGGAGAUUAACAAGAUCAUCAAGGAGCUGUGGAUCAAGACCUACCGCGGAGGAGAUAUCGACGUGAUUGAGAUUCGAUCAGACGGCGACACUGAGGAGUCUGGAGGUAUCAAGACCAGAAGAGUCUACCACUAUAGAGUGGUGAUGUUGAAGGGUGAAACGGCACUGGACAUGCGAGGUCGCUGCAGUGCGGGGCAGAAGAUGCUGGCCUCCAUCAUCAUCAGACUGGCCCUCGCCGAGACCUUCUGUGUCAACUGCGGUCUUCUGGCGCUGGACGAACCCACCACCAACCUGGACAAGGACAACAUCGAGGGACUGGCACAGGCCCUCGCAGAUAUUGUCAAGGACCGGAGCAGUCAGAAGAACUUCCAGUUGAUAGUGAUAACUCACGACACAGAGUUUGUUGAUGUACUCGGUCAGGCCGGCUACACCGAGCACUACUUCAAGGUCUCCAAAGAAGUCGGAGAGACAUCUCGUAUCAGAAGACUGCCACUCUCUGGCAUGGAGCACUGAGUCCCCCUUUUCCCUACUUGAAGUGCCAUGUUAUGUAGACAUAAACACAAUCAAUCUGAUACUUGGACUCCACAAUCAUACAAACGUAAUAAAUCAAAUCAUGUUGUCUGCUCCACCAGUACGUUCACCAACGCAGCGUAUUUCGUGGAAUGCGGUAGUAUUGCACCCUGUGAGGUAUCUGCUAGCUGUCCGUGUGCAGGAAGGGAAGGGAGAACGGUGCACUCCCUGUGUUCAUAGUGUGCUCCUUCUCUCUCGGACAUUGCUGCACAGUCAAAGUCCAUACCAUCAUUCACUAGUGGAUCCACUCCUAUACCAACCACCCUCAGUUUCUGGUACCCCAGAGGGGCUCUGGGCACCCACAGUAAGCCGUGGGAUGUGAUUCCCUUCCAAAUGCUCUCCCCAAAGAGCUCCUCCAUUAUAGUUCUGAUGGUCUCCAUGACAGUUUUCAUAUUCUCUUCGACAAUCAUGAUUCUGAAUCUGGGCCCAACUGUUUCCACAUUAUGGGAGCUGCCCACAACCCCGCUGAACUCUCUUCCUACCAGUGGUUUGUAGAUGCAAGUUGUGAUCUCUGUUAUCUGUUCCAUGCUCAGUCCCUCCAUGGCACAUCAGUCACUGCUGCUUCAGUCACCCUGCAAGACUGAUCUUGAGUGCUGUUUUGCUAGAGUCCUCCCCUUUUGUCCUCCAUGAAUGAAUGACAUCCCACCCUUCUUAGAAUUUCUCUCUGUUUGUUAUUACUUAUUACUGUAAACAUUGUCAACAUUAAUCAUCGUUAGUGUCAUUUGCUUUGCGCAAUACACACACAGACCAACUCAUGGUAUGGUAUGAGCAUGCGCAAAAUUGAUAGUUGUUGCCAAGUCACACCUCUACUCUAGUACUGCAGAACAAUGCACUACAUUGUGUUUAUCCCUAAUUCCACUUUCCAUGGAGUCACUAGAACUACAUACUACGAAAUGUCAAGUCUUUUUUUCCUCACCUAGACCAGGGUGAUAUGGACCAUGGCACGGUAGGAUUUCUGCCAGUUAAGACCUGUCAGAACCUCAAUGUUGGCCACUGUAAAGGUGGUUCUGUCCCCUUUAUAGGUCUCUUUGAGGGAUUUCACCCACAGCUUUGUUGGUCCUUUUUUCGGUGUUAUGCCUUUCCACACCUUCUCCUCGUUAUUGUAUGGCUCAACCUUCUUGGAAACCCUCUCCACCUCAUCCACAAUAGUUUCCAUCAGCCCAAUGACUCCCUGAUCACGAACAUUCACCACAUCCCUAGGGCCUCCAGUGCACACAGCUGGGGUGUUUUCCUCGUGAAUAGAGCCUUCAAAAGUCAUCCCGAGCAGUGGCUCAUAGAUAGCCUUUAUUUCCAAGACAAGUUCUUCCAGAGACAAAGACAUUGUUGGAGACAAUCAACCAGCAGAUGUUGCCGACUUCAGGGAACUAUCCCUGCAUUAUAUAUCAUAU